CAGUGCAGUGGAAACAGGUUAAAACACUCGUGGAAACGAAAACAAACCAUUUUGGGGACACAAAAUGGAUGCGGAAGCUGCGGAAUCAGCUUAUCUCUCCAGAGAACAAAUCGUAAGGAUAUUGAGCGAAGUGCCAGCGGGAUUCAUAAAGCCCACGGAUCCGCCCGCUCCAAGUCUGCAUCCCUUCAAGAAGCUCGGAGUUCUCGUGGAUAUCGACGACGUCGUGGGUGACCAGGACGAGGCAGUUAGGAUCAGGGACAACAGGGAUAAGGAGCAGUCCUACAGCUGCGCAGAAUGCCGAAAGAUGCUGCCCACUGCCCAUUUACUGGACCUGCACAUCACCGAACAGCACGAUUGUUAUUUUGCCGCCAGCGUGGAACGAGGUGACAAGCCAAUGUUCUCCUGCUUCCUGGAGGAGUGCACCAUCAAGUUCCAUACUCCACGGCAGCGCAAAGACCACUGCAUCAUAACGCACAAGCUUCCGGCCAACUAUCGCUUUGAUCAGGGCAAGAAUAGAGGCAAACAGAAGCAUCAACCCAAAAGCAAACACAACUCUAUGGAGGUGGACGAGGUGCCCGUCGAAUCUAGAAAUUUGCCCUACGUUAAGGCUUUUAGCUUUGGACAUCAAACGCACAGGACUUUCUACAGUCGCAAGGAUCAGAGAUCUGGCGAAACCCUGGACGAUGUCGAGGCCAUGAAGGAGGCCAUUAACGAUAUCCUGGAUUAGAUUUGUACAACUAUUUAUUUUGCGAAUGAAGCAGCAUUAUCAUUAUCCUGGUACAACUACAUUAGUCUGUUAGCGGGAACAUCCUAGAUCAUUUUGCCUUGGCGCUGGGCCUGUAAAUAAACAAGAAUCGGUUUUAUUGUUGACUCUGGGA
This is a messenger RNA of Drosophila yakuba, 878 nucleotides long. RefSeq names its product protein lethal(2)k10201. The coding region runs from base 65 to 727 and encodes 220 amino acids. The transcript has a single exon. NCBI's taxonomy places the organism in Eukaryota, Metazoa, Arthropoda, Insecta, Diptera, Drosophilidae. The record is from RefSeq and is a predicted model, not a curated record.